UUGUCAUUUGUUUACGUGAACUUAAUGUCGUGAAGUGAUUAAUCAAUGAUCCAAAAUUCCAAAACAAAAAUCUUAAUCUAAAAUAAAUAAUUAAGUCACAAUAAUAAAUUUAAAUAAAAUUUAAAAUAACUAUGUAUUAUUGAUAUAUCUACUUUAAUUUUCUAGAGAUCUAUCGAUUAAUUAUUUGUGUAAAUAUUUGAUUUAGUUUUCAUUCAAACAACAGAAACAGCCAUGAGUGAACGACCGAUGCCUUUGAAGGCAAUAAACAAGUUCUUUGAAGGGAAAGAGCCAUGGCAGAUUGUGACCAUAACUGCCUCUUCAGUUCUGGCGAUAGUAUGGACUCACAGCUUAUAUAAUGCAAGGGAAAGUGUCCCGUCACGGUUACGGAAGGAGUUCUUCAGAUGGCUCAGACAAGUCCCCUUCGUUCGAAGGAAAAUCGAGCAAAAAAUGGCGGAAAUAAAGAAGGACUUCAAGAGAGACGUCGCAAAGCGUCUCUCAGGCAUGACAAUUUACAGACAACUGCCUGAGAACGGGUUCACAGAAGAACAAGUGGCAGAGGAAGUCAGACAACAUCUUGUUUUGGGUUCAUACGACUGGAAAGCCGGCAACGUGUCCGGCGCCGUGUACCACGUGAACGAGGACAUCAGUCGCGUGGCGUGCGCCGCGUACGCGCUCACCGCGUACACCAACCCGCUGCACGCGGACGUGUUCCCCGGCGUCAACAAGAUGGAGGCGGAGGUCGUGCGGAUGACGAUCGACUUGUUCAAUGGUGACGAGGAGUGUUGUGGCACGGUGACCACAGGGGGAACAGAGUCCAUAAUGAUGGCGUGCAAAGCAUUCCGGGAUCUCGCAUACAGUAAAGGCAUCACCAACCCUCAGAUGGUGUUGCCAUCCACCGCGCAUACAGCCUUCGACAAGGCGGCGCAGUAUUUGGGCAUUGGCAUAGUGACAGUGCCAGUAUCUACUGAGACGUACACAGUUGACUUGGAUGCAGUAAAACGGGCGAUAGGCAGAAGGACGUGCAUGAUAGUGGGUUCAGCGCCCAACUUCCCGUACGGUACGAUGGACGACAUCAAGGCGCUGUCCGACAUAGCGCUAGAGUACGGGGUCCCUCUGCAUGUUGACGCGUGUCUGGGUGGUUUCGUGGCCGCCUUCAUGCCGCGCGCUGGUCACCCCAUACCGCUGUUCGACUUCCGACUGCCUGGUGUUGCCAGCAUAUCCGCUGACACGCACAAGUACGGCUACGCGCCGAAGGGCACGUCAGUGAUCGUGUACCGCAAGCCGCAGUUCCGGCACUGCCAGUACACCGUCAGCACCGAGUGGCCCGGCGGCGUGUACGGCUCGCCCACUGUCAACGGCAGUCGCGCGGGCGGGCUGAUCGCGGCGUGCUGGGCCACCAUGAUGUUCGUGGGCAUGGAGCGGUACGUGCGCAUGACUGGCGAGGUGGUCACCACCGCCAGAUACAUCGAGGCCGCGGUGCGCAAGACAGAGGGGUUAUUCGUGUUCGGGCAGCCGGCGACGACGGUGGUGGCGUUCGGCUCGCAGCGCUUCGACAUCUUCAAGCUCGCCGACGAGCUGCACAAGAAAGGCUGGAGCGUGAACGCUCUGCAGUUCCCGUCGGGGGUGCACAUUGCGGUGACGCACGCGCACACGCAGCCCGGCGUCGCCGACCGGUUCAUCGCAGACGUGCAGAGCGCGACGAAGGUUUGCCUGCAGGAGGGAUCCGAGCCGGUUCAAGGGAAGAUGGCUAUCUACGGUGUCGCGCAAAGUAUACCAGACCGCAGUCUAGUCUCCGAUAUCACGAAGUACUUCAUAGACUCCAUGUACUACCUGCCCAAGCCGGAGGACAGCGAACUGUAGGCCUUCGACUAGUGGACACCUGUGACUCUGUCUGCGUAUACUUUCUGAUUUUCAUGAUUUCUUGCAGGAUUUAUCCAUACUAACAUUAUAAAGAUUCGUAUUAGAAACGAUCUUCACCCAUGUAUUGGAUGAAAAGUGAUGUAUAUCAAUGGAAUGUCCCAAUUUUGUAUGGAGGCUGGGCCUUUAACAAGUAAAGAACAAAUUAUUUUUAUCAUAAAAGAACAUAAAAUAUAGGGCAUUUUCUUAUUAAUGAAAUAAAAUGUAUUUUUUUCAUUAGCUGACAACAUUACUAUCAAUAGAAUUUUUAUCAUCGCGUUCGUUUAAGGAAUUUUUAAAUCAAUAGGCUACUCGCCUGCUGUACAAAACUAAGAAGAUUUUUUUGUAUAGUAGUAGUUUAGACGCCUAGAAACUCUAAUCACAUUUUUAUUUGUGAAAAUAAUCUCGUAUUUGUAAUAUUUUUAUAAAACAAAAUUGUAUUUUUAUCACGUCACCGCAAACGCCAUUCAUAAACUGUAACGUCAUUCGCUACAAGGCAUCGGUUUGUGAUUGGCGCUUGCGGUGACGUGAUAUAAUCACAUCACUGCAAACGCCAUCAACUGGCUCUUAAAAAAUAAAUAAACAAUGUCUGCUACGAGUAAAUAACGUAAUGGAUUUAAUUACUUUUAUUGGCAGAUUUUUAUUCCGAAGUUCAACAGUAAAAAUGUUUUAAUAAAUAACAAUUAUUUAAAAAUUGGAUAUUUUUAGUACAUUUACAUUUUCCGCAAAAUUUUGAGUUAGGACUGGGUCAGGAUUUGGCAUUCUCCUUUGAUGUUAAAUACUUUUGAUCCAAUAAACACAUGUGUGAAGAUUCUCUUUACUGGUCACAUUUUAACACCUCAGACUAACACACAAACGCGUCUUUCUUUACCUUACUACUAUACCAAAAUCAAACUUUCUUCCAAAAAUAUAACUUGUUUUCUGAUGCUUUUAUGUACUAUAGGUAUAUUUUAUUUGCCUUAUUGUUGGACUAUUGUUUAUUUGGAGAAUAAAAUAUAUAAUCUAUAUAAGAUUAUGUAAUUAAAUAUGUAACUUCCCAGUCUAGUCGACUGUAAAUUUGUGAUUUAUAUAAAUUUUUGUGGGUAUUUUAAAGUUUUAUAAAUUUGUUAAGUAUAUGUAAGAUUUUGAAAAAUUUACGCAUCAAACACGUACAAGUGUAGGUACAUAAUUUUAUUAAACAUUCCGCCAUUGACCUCUUAUAAUAAAAGGACGCACAAUCAUAUAAAAUUCACUUAAAAUACUGGCCAAUUUUGCUUUGACAGUUUUAUUGGUAAAGAAAAUUAAACAUCCCAAAUUCAGAGCAAAUUCAACCUUGAAUAUGGAGUUUAAGGUUGAAUUUGCAAAUUCGACUACUUAAAUUGAGUGCCAAGAAGUUGUGUUGGGCACUGAUUGAUCGGGGAUGUUUUUUGGUCGCUGAUUAUGCAUCCACUUUUUAAUAGGAGAUCGAUGCAUUUCGCUCAAACAUGUCAACGUACAAAUACAAAUAAAUACAAAAUACAAAUACAAAAAUCUUUAAUGGUUUUUAUACAAGUACUUUAAUACAAGUUUUUAUAAAUUAUAAAUUGCAUUGUUGAAACCUUCUUUUGGGCAUAAUGGUGCCUGUGACAGAAGGCCUUACUCUUCCAUAGCCAACGUACAAUUAUACUCUAAACGUUUCCUUGAAAUGACGUUUUUUAUCAGGUUAGUUUUAUGUGUUAUUGAUAGCAUAAUAUCUUGUAUUUAUUUAUACGACCAAACGCUGUAUUAUAAGGCUUUUUUUUUGUUAUAGACUUAGACUUUCCGUCUCGAAAUGGUCUCGAAGGCCCUAUCAGUAGGCCGUAAAUGACCCACGAUCUCAGACUAGUUACAUAAGGACCUGUCUCGCAAAACGUUAUUUUUCUCUCAAAGUAUAUGAUCAACGAUCCAAUGCGAUUAUAAAAACUGUCUCUGUAGAAUGGAUGUUUCAUAGUUGUAAUCGUGUCCGACGGUGAAAGAGCUCUGUAAAGAUACAUUUUUGUACAGUUAAAUGGUGUAAAAAAUGGUCGAAAACGUUUAGUUUUGUACAAGUAAAUAUAUUAAUUUAAUACCUAAUCUGAGCUCAUUUUCCUCGAAAAAUGACAGACAAUUUUGAUCGUGAAUUUGGUUGCUUUAUGUAAUUAGUCUGAGUCUGAGCCCACGAUAUAAAUCUCUUAAAGAGAAUAAGACAAUUUGUUAGUUGACUCAUAUAAAAUUUAAUAUAAACAAUAAUAAUUUCGUAUAGUACAUGGAAGAACGGUCCGAAAUAUUGAUAUUAAUAAAAGACCAGGAUUUUUAUAAAAAACUUAAUUUAAAAAUAAUGUAUUUCUAAUUUUUUAUUUUUCAUACGUCAAACUAAGGCAUGUCCAAUUUUUUGCUUCUCUCAGUCUUGCUAUAUUAGAUGCUUUAGCGUUUACGGGUUUACGUGACGUCAUGGCACAGAUAAAACAUAGAUCAUCAUGGCCGUUGCCGAGCGUUUUGUCUCGUAUUGUCAAAAAAUAUUUAAAUUUUCUAUGUAUUAUUUGUAUCAAAAAAAAUUAGAUAUUUUUUUUUCAAUCUAGUAGAACGAUAAUCAACAAUAUAAAAAAUUAUUUAAAAAAAAGUAUCAACUAACCUAUUGGGCCGACCAAUAGGCGACUCGGCCGUAAAUGUUGCUCGCUCUAUCGUCCUAUUGCAACUUGCAACUUCGUUCGUAACACUCCCGAUGUUCCGCGCUGGCCGGGGCGCGUGUAGCGAUGAAUGAAGAACCCACGACUGAUGCACGUCACUUCACCGCACGCACGAUUUCACACCCGCCCAGUCUUUUUCCCCGUCGCCCGUAUGAAAAUUAUUUAUUUAUAUGUUUAACUAAUAAUGAUUUUUUAAACAAAUAAUAAUAUUGGAACAGAAUUAUAAUUUAUUGUCAUAAAUAACUAUUGUUACUUGUAAGAUCAGUUCGGCUAAGAUCGUCAGUCGGGUAAGUCCGUCAGUUUAGUAUUUUUAUACUGAGACAAUUUGAUUAGUUGAUAGGUGUUGUAGGUUAAUACAUACUUUAUCACGUAGUGUGAUAAACCUGAUAUAAAUCAUUUUAGAAAUGGCCAAUAAUAUCAUUGAAUGAAAAUUUAAAUAAGCUGUGCCGAUCUAAUUGACUAACUUUAUUAAGAUAAGUAUCCUUAAUUCAAUUUAAUUUUAUUAAAAUAAAUAUAUUGAAUGUUAUAUUAGUAAAACUUAUUUACUGAGUGUCAAGGUAUUUUAAAUAAAAUAAAAUAGAAUCGUGACCAAAUUAAUCAUUUAUUUCUUUAAUUGAACAGUAUUACUUUUAAUUUUAGUGACUCUACCGCCAGUUCGGAAAGUGCAGUCUCUUGUUGAGAAGAACGGCAAGAAACUCAACAAAUGCUCUUUUAAAGUAUUGGUUAAUUACAAUUACAAUAUAUAGGAUAAUAAUUAAUACCUUGAAAUAGAUAAUUCAAUUAAGUCUUAACUUCAAGACAAAUCAAAAUAACAUUAACCAUUAUUACAAUACAAAUAUACAACGACGUAAUUAGGUACUAUAUAAUGUCGUUGCAAAUAUACCUAAUUUCACAUUAGUAAUAUUCGGAUGUUAUAACUUAUCGUUACAACAAUACAACAUAAUAAAAUACAGUUUACAAUAAAGAUAUUAUAUAUAAAAUACUUAGCUUUCAUAAAACAGCCUCAGAAACACAGGAAGACACCAUAACAACAACAAUAAUUAAUAUUUUCUAUCACACCGGCCAAGACGCCAUUUCGUCAUCCAGCCUAAACAUCACAAUCCUUUUCCAAACGCCUAUUGGCUAAUAUUGCUUCUCCAUUUGUUUGCAAUAGACCAAUCACACGCCAUCUGCUCAAACUGACCACAGAUUUACUUGAUACCGCGUAUCCCGACGCUCCGUGUCUAUGCCAGUUAUUCCUCAUUACGUAGAAUCAUUCUUAGUAGUUCCUACCAGUGUUACCAUAUUCCAAUGACUUUUAUAAUGACAACUAUUACUUCUAUUUACUUUUUAAUUACAAUAAUGUCAGAUUUAUAUUCUAAGUUUUACUUUAAAUAAUAUAUGAAGAAUUAUCGAAACAGUAUAAUUAAGAAUAUAAAACACGGAAAUAAUAAUAAUAAAUGUAAAUGACUUAUUAUGUUCUACGUAAUGAUAUUUGAAUUUCAAUUUAAAUAGAACACGUGACGUCAUAUUUGAUCACCUAAACUUUGAAAUUCGUCAUGUAACAUAACUGUUUGUAUUUUCAUUUAAACUUUAUUAUUUAAUACAAAAAUACUAUCUAAAUAUUAAAUAAUAUUUAAUUAACGUAAUAAUUAUCUCAUAGGUCUAAUUUCACAAUGAAUCAUACACAUAUUAUCAAUCAGCUUAUCAGCUCAACUUUCAGCUAUAUUUAUUUUUCACUACUUUAUAAAAUAAUCUAUCACGGCCAGACUGACAAGUACUUCGCUCUCGAAGUACUCUCACUUUUUUAUUUUUUUUUUUCUUUUUCUUUUUCUUUUUCAUUUUUUUUUUUUUUUUAUUUUUUUUUUUUUUUUUUUCAACUCAUUCGUGGAUUAUGAACAUGAAUAAUAUAUAAAAAUAAUGAUGCGAUGAAAAUGAAUGAGAUGAUUGAAAAUGUGUAGUUUUUAUAAUGAACAUGACAUGAAUGAAUCUUUCCUUCGCUCUCGAAGUACUUAUUGUUAGUAACCUCAUUCGUGGACAUGAAUAUAAAAUGAAUAAUGAGAUGCAAAUGAAUAAGGUGAAUGAAACGAAAGUAAAAGUUGUUAGUAAUGGACAUGACGUGAAUGAAUCUUUCCUUCGAUCUCGAAGUACUUAUUGUUAGUAACCUCAUUCGUGGAUUAUGAACCUAACUGAACAAUGAUGAGGUGAAGAUGAAUGAAAUGAGAAAUAAAUAAAAUAAAAUGAGUAGUUAGUAAUGAACAUGAAAUGAAAUGAAACGAUGGACCAUUGCCAUCACACACAUGAUUUUUCAAAACAUCUCCGGCCUUCAACACAGCACCUAUCACCCGCUGCCGGUGAAAUAACAGUGAAGUGUCAGGGCAGAGACACAGCGAUCCGUGAUAUUAUAUUUCAUAUAUAUUUUCAUUUCCGUGACAUUGGCAUUUUCAGUCAUAGUUAUAGUCUCAAUUUAAGUCAUAGUCAUGUCACAUUUAAAUCAAUAUAUUUUGUUUUUGUGUAUGGUCCUUUGUAAACAAAAAUAAUAUUUUUUAUAUGAACAACAAUUAUUCAAGUAAUAACUUCAAAUAUUACAACUGUAGAUAUAAAUUUUUGAUUUGAUUUUAAAAUUUAAAACAGGAAAAUUCCAUUCUGCAUUUUUUUUAAGCCAAUGUACCUGUUUAUGAAUCUAUUUAAUACAUACCAUGUUACUCAAUGUUUUGAUUGUUUAAAAUACUGAUUUUGGUGUAAAUCAUUUGCAUAGACAUAGUGAACUAAUCAUUUAUAUAAUGCAAAUAAGAUAACUGUCACAGCGGCUGAUAGAGGUGAAAUUUAACACAAAACAAAAUUUCGAGUCAGUAACAUAGACACACUUUUCAUUUAACCGCUAUUGUUGACGUAAGACUAACCAAGCCAUGGCUUGAGCAUCAGUGAAAUUGAUUACAUAAAGCAGCAUAAUACAUACUAAACAUGAAACUAAUUUAAUUAAAGUUGUUAUUUACAAAAACACAGCUAAAAAAUAAAUGUCAAAUUUUUUGCCAUUAAGCAAAAUUUUUUUUUUUCUUUUUUUUUUUUUCUUGUCUCUUUCUUCUCCAAAUGAUAUUCAGUUUACUUAAUAUUCAAGAUAAUUUGUUGCAAUAAUCUAAUAAUCUAUCAUGGCCUCGGGAAGAAAAAACUAAUAUUUAUAUUCAUUAUUCACAUGAUUGCCGAAACUCUUAAAUGAUUAUCUUUGAUUCAUAAUUCAUAAUUCUUUAUUUGCAAAUUGUUAAAUAAAGAUCUUGAUAUAAAUGUUGGCAUACAAUUUGCUACAAAAUAGCAUGCAAAUUUAAAAAAUAAUCUUAUAACUAAAUUACAUUGUCUAUAAUACACUAUAAUUAUUGAAAUUUACUUAAUGACUAUGAUGUUAAAAUUAUUAAAUUAUUACUAUGUCCGUUAUACGUUAAUUAUUAUUGUUUGUCAGUUAAAUAGUCUUUGAUAGUGUAAUACCGUUUUUUUAACAAUAGUUCUUUGAUUUUAAUUUUAAAUAAAGCAACACUUAAAUUUCUAUCAGCUAAUUUUGCUGGUAAUUUGUUGUAAAUUAGAGGUGCCAUAUGAAAAAUGCUAUUGCCAUAUAAUGAAGUAUUAUGAUGAGUGAAGCAGAUUUUGUUUUUCCUCCGUGCUUUAUCUGAAUAUUUAAAUAGGUGUUUAUGUAAUUUGACAAAUACUAAAACCUCGUAAAUGUAUAAACAUGGACAGGUUAGAACUUUAAAUUUAUCAAAAUAUGGCUUGCGGGAAUCUGUGGGCUUUAAAUACUCUGUCUCGGUCAUAAGAAUUACCCCAGAAAAUAAUUCCAUAUCGUAUAGUAGCUGUUACGUAGGCAUUGUACGCUACAAUUACUGCUGACUGGUUAACUACCUUGGACAACAUAUAUAAUGCAUAUGAAAAUUGGCUUAGCUUUAAACAUAAAUUGUCUGUGUGUUCCUCCAAUUAAGACUGUCAUCAAUAUCGAGACCUAAAAAUUUAGUAUGUGUUGUUUCGGAAAUUUUUUUACCUAAAUAAUUAAUGUCUAAUUGUAAUUUAUUACGUCUAUUUGCAUAUGUCAUAAUUUUUGUUUUGUCAAGAUUAAUAAUUAAAUUGUUACAUGUCAACCAAUUAAUAAUAUGUCUUAAAGUAUAAUUUAUGUCAUCUUCUAAUGAAAUUUGUGGAUCACCAAUAAAAAUUACCGUACUAUCAUCAGCAAAUAAAACCAUCCUAUGAUCAGUUACUGUAGGAAAAUCGUUUAUAUAAGUUAUAAACAGUAGUGGGCCUAAUAUACUUCCCUGCGGCACCCCAGUUGUUACUGUUUUGGACUCUGACGUAUAAGCUGUCUCAAUUUUAUUAUUUUUAUCUAUUCUAGUUAUUUGAGUAAUUUGUUGCCUACCAGUUAAAUACGAAUUGAUUAGUGCCAAAGCAUUACCCCUUACCCCAUACACAUCCAAUUUAUCAAUUAAAGUUUUAUAGUCAAAUGAUUUCGUCAGGUCCAUAAAAAGCGCACAAACCGGUUUCCUUUUAUCAACACUUGUCAUUAUCCCCUCUAAAAAUGUAUAUAUGGCCAAAUUUAUAGAUUUAUUUUUCCUAAAACCAACUUGUUCUUCUGCGAAAACAUCAUAACGCUCAAAAUAGUCAUUCAGAUUAUUAAUUUCCAAUUAAUAAUCUAAAUUAUUAUUAUUUUCCAUUAUUUUUGAAAAAAUGGGAAUCAAUGAUAUCGGCCGAUAACAAUCCAUAUUUUCACUGUCCUCUUUUUUAAAGAGUGGUUUAACGAUAGAAACUUUUAAUUUUUCCGGAAAUAUACCAUUCUCAAUACACAAAUUUAUCAAGUAACUUAAUACUGGUGAUAUUAUAUCGGAAACAUAUUUAACUACUUUAGUAUUGAUUUCAUCAUACCCACAACUGUUAGUUUUUUCAAUGAUUGUAUAAUAUUUUUUAUUUGUGAAGGUGUACUAGGGUUCAUGAAAAUUGAGUUUGAUUUAUUCCAAGAAGUGUUAUUUUUAGUAUUAUUUAUUUUAACAGUUUUACGAUUAAGGAAGUUUUCAUUGAAUGCCUGUGCUAUCUCUUGAGGAUUUUGGAUUACUAUUCCAUCUCUUUUAAUCUUAUUUUUAUUAUUGUUAUUGCUGCGUUUUACUUUUAAAUUAUUUAUAAUAUUCCAAGUAGCCUUGGACUUAUUCUGUGAAGUUUUAAUUUUAUAAUCAUUUUGAGAUUUUUGAGUUAAUUGAAUAAUUUUCUUUAACCUUUUCCCAUAUAAUAUAAAAUUUUGUUUAUUCUUAUUAGUCGGUUUUUUCCUAUAUUGCCAUAUUGAUAUUUUAUAAUUGUGAUAUUUCCAAAUUAUCAAAACCGUUCGGCCAUUCUAAAUACUGAACUUUUAUAACACAGAUCCCACAAGUGGGGCAUAAAAAAAAUAUAUCAUUAAAUAUUAAAUUUAAAAAAAAUUAUGUUGUACAGGAUGGCUGUAGAUCAAACAGAAAUAAAACGGAAUAACUUUCGACAAAACAUUUGAAUUGCCUGUCGCUGCACUUUUUAUCUACACACUUAUCCGUCGCAAUGGAGUUUGUUAGCUUGCUCCAGCUUUUGGCAUCUUUUUCAUUGCUCUUUUGACCGAAGUAUGUCAUCACAGCUUCACCGCUGCGUUUGUGCGUCAGAACAGAUUGAAGUAUUUUUAAGAAAACUUUCCAGCAGCGUGGAAUCAUCGCUCGCUCCAACGCUUUCCUUAAACAGUAAAAAAAAAAUGUAUUAGCUAAUUUUAUUCGAUCACCACUUCUGAUAUGAAAAUUAUUUAUUUAUAUGUUUAACUAAUAAUGAUUUUUUAAACAAAUAAUAAUAUUGGAACAGAAUUAUAAUUUAUUGUCAUAAAUAACUAUUGUUACUUGUAAGAUCAGUUCGGCUAAGAUCGUCAGUCGGGUAAGUCCGUCAGUUUAGUAUUUUUAUACUGAGACAAUUUGAUUAGUUGAUAGGUGUUGUAGGUUAAUACAUACUUUAUCACGUAGUGUGAUAAACCUGAUAUAAAUCAUUUUAGAAAUGGCCAAUAAUAUCAUUGAAUGAAAAUUUAAAUAAGCUGUGCCGAUCUAAUUGACUAACUUUAUUAAGAUAAGUAUCCUUAAUUCAAUUUAAUUUUAUUAAAAUAAAUAUAUUGAAUGUUAUAUUAGUAAAACUUAUUUACUGAGUGUCAAGGUAUUUUAAAUAAAAUAAAAUAGAAUCGUGACCAAAUUAAUCAUUUAUUUCUUUAAUUGAACAGUAUUACUUUUAAUUUUAGUGACUCUACCGCCAGUUCGGAAAGUGCAGUCUCUUGUUGAGAAGAACGGCAAGAAACUCAACAAAUGCUCUUUUAAAGUAUUGGUUAAUUACAAUUACAAUAUAUAGGAUAAUAAUUAAUACCUUGAAAUAGAUAAUUCAAUUAAGUCUUAACUUCAAGACAAAUCAAAAUAACAUUAACCAUUAUUACAAUACAAAUAUACAACGACGUAAUUAGGUACUAUAUAAUGUCGUUGCAAAUAUACCUAAUUUCACAUUAGUAAUAUUCGGAUGUUAUAACUUAUCGUUACAACAAUACAACAUAAUAAAAUACAGUUUACAAUAAAGAUAUUAUAUAUAAAAUACUUAGCUUUCAUAAAACAGGCUCAGAAACACAGGAAGACACCAUAACAACAACAAUAAUUAAUAUUUUCUAUCACACCGGCCAAGACGCCAUUUCGUCAUCCAGCCUAAACAUCACAAUCCUUUUCCAAACGCCUAUUGGCUAAUAUUGCUUCUCCAUUUGUUUGCAAUAGACCAAUCACACGCCAUCUGCUCAAACUGACCACAGAUUUACUUGAUACCGCGUAUCCCGACGCUCCGUGUCUAUGCCAGUUAUUCCUCAUUACGUAGAAUCAUUCUUAGUAGUUCCUACCAGUGUUACCAUAUUCCAAUGACUUUUAUAAUGACAACUAUUACUUCUAUUUACUUUUUAAUUACAAUAAUGUCAGAUUUAUAUUCUAAGUUUUACUUUAAAUAAUAUAUGAAGAAUUAUCGAAACAGUAUAAUUAAGAAUAUAAAACACGGAAAUAAUAAUAAUAAAUGUAAAUGACUUAUUAUGUUCUACGUAAUGAUAUUUGAAUUUCAAUUUAAAUAGAACACGUGACGUCAUAUUUGAUCACCUAAACUUUGAAAUUCGUCAUGUAACAUAACUGUUUGUAUUUUCAUUUAAACUUUAUUAUUUAAUACAAAAAUACUAUCUAAAUAUUAAAUAAUAUUUAAUUAACGUAAUAAUUAUCUCAUAGGUCUAAUUUCACAAUGAAUCAUACACAUAUUAUCAAUCAGCUUAUCAGCUCAACUUUCAGCUAUAUUUAUUUUUCACUACUUUAUAAAAUAAUCUAUCACCCGCAUAUCAUGGGAGUGUCAUCAACAUACUUGCCAGACUACAGACCUACAUGUCUAUUUAAAUGUGCAAUAGAUUAACUUAAGAUUUUUUGUAAUACAUUUUUGUAAUAUACUCUGUAAUUACAGUAAUAGGUAACUGUAUAGCUAUACGCCAAGCGAUAUAUUUAUUAUGUUUCAGCUUUUAUCCUUAGCAUUUGUAAGUAGUGUAAGUUACUAUAAUCCAAUAUUAUAUGUAAAUAGUGUAUUCAAUAAAUGUGUCAAAUAUGUGUAAA
This is a messenger RNA of Bicyclus anynana (squinting bush brown), 12172 nucleotides long. It is a transcript of the gene Sply, whose product is annotated as sphingosine-1-phosphate lyase. The transcript has 11 exons. Gene Ontology annotation, molecular function: pyridoxal phosphate binding; sphinganine-1-phosphate aldolase activity. Gene Ontology annotation, biological process: carboxylic acid metabolic process; sphingolipid catabolic process. The coding region runs from base 232 to 1860 and encodes 542 amino acids. NCBI's taxonomy places the organism in Eukaryota, Metazoa, Arthropoda, Insecta, Lepidoptera, Nymphalidae. The record is from RefSeq and is a predicted model, not a curated record. Gene Ontology annotation, cellular component: endoplasmic reticulum.